GUGCGUCUUCUUCUGUCAUCGCGGAUGUACGGCGAGUGCUUUUGUUGUGAGUUGUCCCCCAGGCAGGCGGUGGUCUGAUGGUAACUGGUACCGUGCCCGUGCCGUGUAGUGUACGCAUUGAACUGCACUGCUGCUGCUGCUGAGAGGAGCAAACCAAGAGGCAGCGCAAAAUAUCACAUCACGCUAAGCGAGAAAGAUAUGUAUAGUGGGUACCUACCUAGGCCUAUAAGCUCGCGCGUUGUACACUCGAAAAAGAUCGAACGACAAAACAACACACGUCGGUCGAGUGGGAUUUUAGAUAGCUUUUAGAGCUGAGGUGUUGUGAAGGGAGGAGCAACCCCAGGAUGUGUUGGUGUAUUUGACGGAAUUGGCAAGUCGGAGUGUGCGGUAAGCAAGCGGUUUUGUACAGACGUCGAUGUGAAGUGAGUGAGCAGGCAGUAGCAUAGGCUACCAACGAAUGGUUUCGGAAGGAGGCUGGUAUGGUGGUGGGUUGUAGUCGGCGGAGAGUGAAUCGUCGAAUCGAAGCAACCAGAGCUAGCAGGCAGUGUUCGAUGUGUGACAUCAAGAGUGAGAGAACGGAGCCCAAAGUGAUAGGUUGUGUGUGCUUUAGCUGCUGCUGCUGUUGCGGCUAGUGGAAGAAAUAAUUCGAAAGAGAAAAAAAAAACGAGUGAAAAAAUACGAGCAAAGGAGUGGAAAAUUGAUAGUUUAAAGUUCUGGGCCUGUUUCGAAGUGUUUGCAGGUUGCUUCUAGUGGUCAGAACUUGUUCGUCAACCGGAAUUCGUUUCGGUAAGGGUUUGGUGCCUGAAGAAAAAAAAAUUGGGGCUAAAUUUUUACGUUCGAUUGGACCCGCGAUCAAACUCCGGACUGUAAAGCAGCCGUGUGGACGCCGACCGCACCAGUAACGAAACGGGAACAAGAGUGCAGCAUAUUGGAUCAGUGCCGGGGUAUCGAGCAGAAAUGUCUGAUAAAGUGUCCAUAUCGCCAUCCAAAAGUCGCAGGCAAUUACGCGAACGGAAACAACGCAAGCUGUACUCGGAGGAGUGGACCCUCGGCGACGAUGACUACGAGGGAGCGCGUGGUUUCAGCGUCGCCGAGAAGCUAGAAUCGGCUCGUUUUGCGCAGUCCGGCAUGGUGCGCGAGAUGAAAGGCAGCGAUCUCACCGUCGGCUUUCUCCAGCAGUACGGCUUCAACAUACCGCUGCUGUUCAAGGAGAAGACCGGCCUCGGGCUGCAGGUGCCAUCGGCCAACUUCACCAUCAACGAUGUGCGGAUGUGCGUCGGUUCGCGGCGCGUUCUGGACGUGAUGGACGUCAACACACAGAAGAACGUCGAGAUGACCAUGAAGGAGUGGGAACGAUACUACGAGGAUCCCAACAAGAAGAAGCUGCUGAACGUGAUCUCGCUGGAGUUUUCGCACACGAAGCUGGAGAACUACGUACAGAGUCCGAACAUCGUGCGGCAGGUCGACUGGGUCGACGUAGUGUGGCCAAAGCAGCUGAAGGAAUCGCAGGUCGAGUCGACCAACGUGCUGAACGAGAUGAUGUACCCGAAAGUGCAAAAGUAUUGUCUGAUGUCGGUGAAGAAUUGCUAUACGGAUUUCCAUGUGGACUUCGGUGGGACGUCAGUGUGGUAUCAUAUUCUGAAGGGGAGUAAAGUGUUUUGGUUGAUCCCGCCGACUGAGAAAAAUUUGCAGUUGUAUGAGAAGUGGGUGCUGUCCGGUAAGCAGUCGGACGUUUUUUUCGGUGAUGCAGUGGAAAAGUGUGCUAGAGUGUAUCUGACCGCGGGCAACACGUUUUUCAUUCCGACCGGGUGGAUUCACGCGGUGUAUACGCCCACGGAUUCGCUGGUGUUUGGUGGAAACUUCCUGCAUUCCUUUGGGAUCGUGAAGCAGCUUAAGAUCGCACAAGUCGAGGAUAAUACAAAGGUGCCGCAGAAAUUUCGUUAUCCGUUCUUCACCGAAAUGCUGUGGUACGUGUUGGCCAAGUACGUCUACACUUUGCUGGGUCAUUCUCAUCUGGAGGGUGAACCCGGACGGGAAGCUGAACAGAUCGGAAAACCGCACGUGCAUUUAACUCACUACGAGUUGUUUGGAUUGAAAGAGAUCGUAAUGUACCUGUACGAUCUGCCACCGCAGAAGAAAAAUGUACCAGAUUUAAUUAAGGAUCCCGUAGCACUGAUCAAGGAUGUUCGGACGCUGGUGGAGCGUCAUUGUAAGGACAAUCCGGAACAGGCAAUCACAGGAGUGCCGGUACUCCACCCAGAUCUCAACAAGAGCAAUAAUACGUACCUUCAAGAGCGGUACGAAUAUUACACCGGAGAAGGAGGAGCGAAAACGUCUCCUGAUCAUGCUAACGAAGAUGAUGGCGAACCGAUGCAUCAGAGUCAGCAGGAGAACGUACACGAUAUGGCCGCGGAGGACACGCAGCAACAAUCAGGGGAGCAUUUUGUGUCUCCACGGGAAAGUACCUCCGCGACGGCACAUCCAGCCGAGCAACAUCCAACCAGCAAUGGGACGGCAGUAAUGGCAGCACCUUCCAGUUUGCCACACGAUGACGAUCGAAACUUUGUGUCGCCGCAACCGACACGGCCCGGUGGUGCCGGAGGCAUACGUGGUCCCUACAAGAAAAGCAGUGGCAAUACCAGCGGUGGAGGUGGUCGAUCCGGUGCGGAGAAACGAGACGGAAAUGGACCCCGGCGGCGGCGGACAAGGUGCAAAAAUUGCGAGGCUUGCCAGCGGUCCGAUUGUGGUGAGUGCAGUUUCUGUCUGGACAUGGUGAAGUUUGGCGGCCCCGGGCGGGCCAAACAAACCUGUAUGAUGCGCCAGUGCCUGCAGCCGAUGCUUCCCGUUACGGCGCAGUGCAUUCACUGCCAUCUGGACGGAUGGAGACAGGCACCGAUUGCGGCGCCAGCACAAGCGAAACUUCAAGCACAAAUGCAGGAAGGACCCUCGUCGCUGAUGGAGUGUUCGGUCUGUUACGAAAUUUCCCACCCCGACUGUGCCCAACGGUUGGCUCCGGAGAUCGGGGGAAUCGUAAACGAGGACCUGCCGAACAGUUGGGAGUGUCCUAUCUGCUGCAAGUCGGGCAAAAAUACCGACUAUAGGCCCCGUCACUUUCGUGCCCGACAGAAAUCCUCCGAGAUACGACGGAUGUCGGUCAGUAGUGAUGCUUCGUCGGCGCACAAUGCUGACAUUGGUCGGAUAGGGGGAACGGUAAUUCAACAGGCGGUUAGCAGUAGUACCGUGACGGGUGGCGUUCACGGUACCGGAGAGAUGGCUGUCAGUACACCGGUGGCACCUCGCUUCCAGAAUGAUAUGCUGUACGAUUUUACUUCCACGGGUAAUGCCAUUAUUGUGGGCGGCAAUGGAGGCAAUAUUUUGCUGGAGAGAAAACCGAAGAUAAAGGAUGAGGAUUUAUCGAGUGGUUCCGAGCAAGAUCAGAACCAUCAAAAAAUGGGGAUGAUGAUGCCCUCUACGGGCAUGGGAAAUAUUCCGCUGAAUAUGGAAAUAAAGGAAGAACCUAUGGAAGCUGGUCACAGUAGCGGGGGACUGACGGCUUUGAAGUCGGGGGAGGGAAAUGCCAGCGGUCACCCGGCGAUGAGUGGAAUCAUGGUGCCGAAGCGAAGAAAAAGUGACGAUGGAAAUAGCAUGUGCAGUAGCAUGCAGGAUUCGGUGGAGAUUGGUGAGCACAAUCACAGUUUACCGAGAAAAAAGAGCUCGUUGCGAACCCAACUGGCCCACCAGAUACACAGUUCAUCGACGAAAGCGAUGAAGAAACCACUGUACCCGGUUCGACCGGCACAUGUGCAUCAACCGCUGCUGUCGCAGCCCGGAAAUUAUGCGCUGGAUCCGACCUGCUUGCUGGCAGUGUUUCGGUACCUGCCUCCGGAAACUCUGGUGACCUGUUCGUUGGUGUGCAAAACCUGGUCCAACAUUUCAGUGGACUCUUCACUCUGGAAGCGCAUGGAUUGUGCCGAAUACAAACUAACCGCUAGUCUACUGACGGCGAUCGUACGCCGUCAGCCGGAGCAUUUAAUCCUCAACUGGAUCGGUUUGGGAAAGCGACAGGUUACCUGGCUGAUUUCAAGGAUACCGGGCUUGAAGCAUUUAUCCCUUCAGGGGACGCCAAUUCAAGCGGUUCUCGGGCUGUACACCUGUCUGUGUCCGCCUUUGCAAAUUUUGGAUCUCAGUUUUGUGGCCGGUUUAAACGAUUCUGCAAUUCGCGAAAUCCUAGCGCCUCCGAAGGAUUCCCGGCCGGGUCUAGCCGAUUCCAAAUCCAGACUGCGCAAUCUAAAGGUAUUAAAGCUGGCCGGUACGGACAUUUCCGAUGUGGCGCUGCGCUACAUCACCCAGGGACUGCCGAGUCUCACCCAUCUGGAUCUGUCUUCGUGCCAGCGAAUCACGGAUGCUGCCAUUGCCCAGAUUGGAACGUCCCCGGCGGCGAUAAAAACGCUGAUCGAGCUGGACCUUAGCUGCUGCAAGCUCAUCACCGAGCUGUCGCUCGAUCAUUUGGCAAAGUGUGACGCACUUACCCGGCUGGAUCUGAGCCACGUGCCCCAGGUUACGACACAGGCAGUUAUCAAGUUUGCAUCUACUUCGAAAAAUGACCUGCAGCUGCACGGUAUCAAGCUGGUGGACAAGCGGAAACCGUCGCAGUAAAAACAAGGGAAACAAAAAAGGCACACUACGCUUCUUAAUCUGGCCAUGUCUAUUUAUUUCUAGUGGAAAUUGAGUGAAAACCGCUUGUUGCAUUUCAUUCAAAAAAGAUUGUCAACACUUAUUCACUGCAAUUACAAAUACGAUUAGGAAAAACAAAGCAUACAAGUUUACACUGUAUAAGGGCGCACUAACAACGGGAACUUAACAUUUGCAUGAACGAGAGCCAGGAGAGCCAGUGCGUGUCACACAUAUUUCGGUUAGAAUCUAAGAAUCCACACACACACAAACUGAAACCAAAGACUACAUUUUAAGUUCUGCUUAGGGUGAACAAUUAUGUUGUAAAAAAUAGUUUAUAGCAGUUAGGAGUUCAGUAGGACUUUUGUUUAAUUGUAAAAGAUUUCCAUUUUUUUCGUGAGAAAACGGCUGACCUAGCAUUGUACGGUGUACUGCUUCUGGAAUAAUGUAUUAUCUAUUAUAGGUCGCGAAAUUUUUAGCUGAGUUUUUAGACAUAAUAAUUAACGUCAGUGGAAUAUUGGUAGGACAGUGGCUUAAUAUGAUGUAGUGGCUGCCACGUUGAUAGAUUUUCCAUAAAUGUCCGAUCACUUCCGUUCUGUCGAUAUCUUCUUCUAUUGCCUAUCGUUUUUCUUACGCUAUUUCUUUAUACGCUGAAUGUCGUUUGUUCUUGUGAUUGAUUGUGAAGAUUAACCGGUCACUAGUGACGGGGUCAACCAGACGCAGGUUACGUGUAAUAGUGCUAUUGUAGAGAGAGAAGUAACAAUUGUAACGUAGUGAUAGUUUACAUUUAGUUUAACCGCCUAGGCGAUAGCGAAGAAGUCCCAUAGUUUUUACACAGGAUAACUACCCAAACCCACAGCAGCAGCGUUUCGCAACGUUUAAGCGGCAUUUGCGCUGCAAUCGGUGUCACACCACACACAGAGAACACACACACACACAGAUAAAACUGCAUACACAAAUUGGAAGACAUUUUUUUCGCGUUUACAUGCAACACCUUAGUGAUAUCUCUAUAAAUAAUGAUAGUGAUAGAGUGCGCCUCUCUUUUUGAACCACGCAAAACCCCCGAAAAGCGCACGUCGUAGUAGUGAAAUCGAGAGAUCGUAUUUAAACAGUGAGUAUCGACCGUUUUUUUUUUCGAAGCUGGAAAGUUUCACUGCGGAGCAACAGUCUUUGCUUACCCCUUAUAAGGAGACACUUAUUUGUAAAU
Molecule: messenger RNA, 5878 nt
Organism: Sabethes cyaneus
Lineage: Eukaryota; Metazoa; Arthropoda; Insecta; Diptera; Culicidae
Gene: Kdm2
Product: jmjC domain-containing histone demethylation protein 1
Exons: 4
Coding region: 958-4656 (1232 amino acids)
Biological process (GO): regulation of transcription by RNA polymerase II; protein demethylation
Molecular function (GO): transcription coregulator activity; histone demethylase activity; zinc ion binding
Source: RefSeq, a predicted model, not a curated record